UAUUUCUCCAUCCCUGAAGCUCCGUAACACACGGAAUAUCGUGAAUACAGACGAAGGGUUUAGGGUUUAGCCCGCUAAACCCACAGCUCGUCGUCAUGGCCGGCUUCCGGAGAACCUCCGCACCGCGCCUGCUCUAUACUUUCUAUUCCUCUCCCAUCUCUCGUUCAUCUCCCUCACCAGCCAUCGCUCUCCUCCUUGGAAACUUCCACCUCCGGUAUUCUUCGAAUGCGGCCCGUGUGAAGGAGGACAAGGAGUCAUGGUGGAAGGGAUCCAUGGAGAAGCUCCGCAACAUCGGGAUUUCUGCGCAUAUUGAUUCCGGCAAGACGACGCUGACCGAGAGAAUUCUGUAUUAUACGGGUAGAAUUCAUGAAAUCCACGAGGUUAGAGGAAAAGAUGGAGUUGGUGCUAAGAUGGAUUCGAUGGAUUUAGAGAGAGAGAAGGGGAUCACAAUUCAGUCCGCUGCCACUUACUGUACUUGGAAUGGUUACCAGAUUAAUAUUAUCGAUACCCCUGGUCACGUUGAUUUCACAAUCGAACAACAACGUAAAGAACAUNUGAGAAGAUACGAAGUUCCUAGGCUUGCAUUUAUUAAUAAACUUGACAGGAUGGGUGCUGAUCCGUGGAAGGUUUUGAAUCAGGCAAGGUCUAAACUCCGGCAUCAUAGCGCUGCUGUGCAAGUCCCAAUUGGCUUGGAAGAGGAAUUUAAGGGUCUUAUUGACCUUGUACAACUUAAAGCUUACUAUUUUCAUGGUUCCAAUGGCGAGAAAGUUACCACUGAAGAAGUUCCUGCAGACAUGGAGGCUUUAGUCACUGAAAAGAGGCGUGAACUAAUAGAAAUGGUUUCAGAAGUAGAUGAUAAACUUGCUGAAGCAUUUCUUAGUGAUGAACCUAUAUCACCUGCAGAUCUUGAGGCUGCAGUUCGUAGGGCUACUGUUGCGCGAAAGUUCAUACCUGUAUUCAUGGGUAGUGCAUUUAAAAACAAGGGAGUACAACCACUUCUAAACGGAGUACUUAGUUACUUGCCUUGUCCAACUGAAGUUAGUAAUUAUGCAUUGGACCAAAUGAAGAAUGAAGAGAAGAUUAUGUUGAAUGGUACUCCAGAUGGACGGCUUGUGGCAUUAGCAUUUAAGUUGGAGGAAGGUCGUUUUGGUCAGCUGACAUAUUUAAGAAUCUAUGAAGGCGUCAUCAAGAAGGGAGAGUUUAUUGUCAAUGUAAACACAGGCAAGAAAAUUAAGGUUCCUCGCUUGGUACGUUUGCAUUCUGAUGAGAUGGAGGAUAUUCAAUCGGCACAUGCUGGGCAAAUAGUUGCAGUUUUUGGUGUAGACUGUGCAUCAGGAGAUACAUUUACGGAUGGGUCAGUUAAAUACACCAUGACCUCUAUGAACGUCCCUGAGCCAGUGAUGUCAUUGGCAGUACAACCGGUUUCAAAAGAUUCUGGAGGACAGUUUUCAAAGGCUUUGAAUCGAUUCCAAAAAGAGGACCCUACUUUUCGUGUUGGGUUAGACCCAGAGAGCGGGCAGACAAUAAUUUCAGGAAUGGGAGAGUUGCAUUUGGAUAUUUAUGUUGAGCGCAUUAGGAGAGAGUACAAGGUUGAUGCAACUGUUGGCAAACCUCGUGUGAACUUCAGAGAGACUGUCACUCAGCGUGCUGAAUUUGAUUAUUUACAUAAAAAACAGACAGGAGGCCAAGGCCAGUAUGGACGAGUAUGUGGAUAUAUUGAACCACUUCCUCAAGGAUCACCAACUAAAUUUGAGUUCGAGAAUAUAAUUGUCGGACAAGCUAUACCAUCAAAUUUUAUCCCUGCAAUUGAGAAGGGCUUUAGGGAAGCCGCCAACUCCGGCUCAUUAAUUGGUCAUCCCGUCGAGAACCUUCGUGUUGUACUGACUGAUGGUGCUUCCCAUGCUGUUGAUUCCAGCGAACUUGCCUUUAAGUUAGCUGCAAUAUAUGCAUUUAGACAGUGUUACACAGCUGCAAGACCGGUGAUAUUGGAGCCUGUCAUGGUGGUGGAAGUAAAAGUACCUACAGAAUUUCAGGGCACCGUUGGUGGUGAUAUCAACAAGCGAAAAGGUGUUAUUGUUGGAAAUGACCAGGAUGGAGAUGAUUCUGUAAUUACUGCAAAUGUUCCAUUAAAUAAUAUGUUUGGGUACUCGACAUCUCUUCGUUCGAUGACUCAGGGUAAAGGAGAGUUCACCAUGGAGUACAAAGAGCAUUUACCAGUUUCUAAUGAUGUCCAGAUGCAAUUAGUGAGCAACUACAAAGGCAGCAAGCCAGUUGAGUAGAGUAGUUGCCUGCAUGUAAGGUGUCUUCCCUUUUCUUAAUUUAUAAUUACCGUUAUUGUUUGGCUGGUGAUAGGCAAUAGAUUUUGGAAACAACCAAAUAGAAUAAUGACCUUUGGUGUAAUGGCGUACAGCUUUGCUUAUAACACUUUUGUAUUUAGUUUCCUAAGCAAUAUAAUUUCUAGAAAGAUUAUAUUCA
Molecule: messenger RNA, 2475 nt
Organism: Cucurbita pepo subsp. pepo (vegetable marrow)
Lineage: Eukaryota; Viridiplantae; Streptophyta; Magnoliopsida; Cucurbitales; Cucurbitaceae
Source: RefSeq, a predicted model, not a curated record